This is a messenger RNA of Megalobrama amblycephala (Wuchang bream), 2101 nucleotides long. Its product is annotated as tryptase-like. Gene Ontology annotation, molecular function: serine-type endopeptidase activity. The transcript has 4 exons. NCBI's taxonomy places the organism in Eukaryota, Metazoa, Chordata, Actinopteri, Cypriniformes, Xenocyprididae. The coding region runs from base 10 to 939 and encodes 309 amino acids. Gene Ontology annotation, biological process: proteolysis. The record is from RefSeq and is a predicted model, not a curated record.
CUGUGAGGCAUGUUAGCUGGGAAAUCUCAUAUCUUCUUUCUCUCAUCAGUGUGUGGUCGAGCCCCUCUCAGUGACAGGAUUGUUGGAGGCAAGAAUGCGACGGCAGGGUCUUGGCCGUGGCAAGUCAGCAUUCAUGUCAUCGGCUUUGGCCAUAACUGCGGCGGGACUCUGAUCACCAAAGACUGGGUUUUAUCUGCAGCUCACUGCUUUCAGAAUUUUGGUGUGUCUGACACACUGAUGUACUUCGGGCGUCUGAACCAAUCCGGCUCAAACCCUAAAGAGACAUCCAGGACAGCGAGUCGAAUCAUCAGACAUCCUAACUAUAACAGUUCUACUUUUGACAGUGACAUAGCGCUGAUCCAGCUCUCCUCUUCUGUGAAUUUCUCUGAUUACAUUAAGCCGGUCUGUCUGGCGGCGGCUGGAAGUGUAUUUUCUGCAGGUACAGAGAGUUGGGUCACUGGAUGGGGCAGGCUACAAUAUGGAGGCCAGAUUCCUGAUACACUGCAGGAGGUGAUGAUACCCAUUGUGAACAACACUGACUGUGAUAAUGCUUAUGAAGGGAUCAACAUAAGCAUCACAAGCAAUAUGAUUUGUGCUGGAUUGUUAAAUCAGGGAGGAAAAGGUUCAUGUCAGGGAGACUCUGGAGGUCCAAUGGUCAGUAAGAAAGACUCUCUGUGGAUUCAAUCCGGCAUUGUGAGUUUUGGUAAAGGAUGUGCUCAACCCAAAUAUCCCGUUGUGUACUCCAGAGUCUCUCAGUACCAGAACUGGAUCAAGUCUUACAUGAGCAGCAACCCACCUGGAUUUGUUGAAUUCAACACUGAAAAGCCUACAUCCAACUCCAACUUCAGAAGUGUACCCAACCUCCUCUUAUUUUGCCUUUCUCUCACAUUUUCCAUUAUUCACCUUCUCCCUCUUUCUCUCUUCCUAAAGAUUGAUUGAACAGAAACUCUCAGGGUUCUUUGAUGAAAUGAUGAAGUGUACUGUGUAUGCUCUCAUAAUAUGAGAAAUGUGAAAAAUUAGCAGUUUAAUUGUUAUCAUUUUUACUGUCUGAGAUUCAGGUUGUUUGCAUAAACAGUAAAGAUAGACAGCUAUUGAUUUUAGGCGCUCUGAACCAUGCCUGAGCACGUUUGACCUCAAAGCCCGGUUCGUUUGACUAGUGUGAUCGCUCCAAACUGUGCUCUGACGCCGUUCGUUUAGCCGGCCCAGGUCUCUUCUUGUGGGUUGCCACCAUCGAUGAUACCCGUUCAGUGGGCUCUGAGACAAAGAACUCCCAUAUGGACCAUUCUUUGUAAUUCUGCUUCAACCCUACCCUGCAUGGCUGCUGGGAUUUUGCGUACAGGUUUUACAACUGUUGGUCUCCAGUUUCAUUGAAUAUGUUACUAGAAGUUUUCUAAUCUCGUCCUUGAAAAGGUCUGGAUAUUCAGAAUAAAUUUGGCAUGCAAAGCUUGAAACUUCAUCUUUUGUGAUGAAUUUCUUUAUUGAACAAAACAGACAGUUUCAUUUGUAAACAUUCUGGUAGACCUAUCAAUGGUUGUACAUUUCUUUUUACCACGUAGAAUGAGAGGUUAUAUGCUCUUUCUGACGAGUGGCAGGUGAAAGUAGUAAAGCCUGCUGAGGGUAUCUCCUCACCUCCAUAGGCUAUGAGCCUGGUGUUCUUCGAUAAGUUUAAUUCCACUCCAUUUUUUAUUUUCGUGAACAAAGCUUCAGAAAUGUUGCCAUCAAACACUAAUGGUUCAGGUCUUCGGAAGCCUUCUGCCAUUUCUAACAAGGUAAGCGAAACUUUCUCCUUUCAAGUGUUUUUGAUGAAACUUGACUUUCUUUAAAGGCCUUUCUCCUUUCCACGAACCAUCUUCUGACACCAUGAUGAACGAUGGACACAUAAUCAGUUAUGAAUGACAUUAAUACUUUACUGGAGAACUGUAUGUAGUUUCAGACGAUCAACUAUCGUACACAUUCGGGGCUGAUACUGAGACAUAACUAAGGAUACCUGUGAGGUAAAUGUGAUUAAGUUAUAGCUAAGAACAUAUAAUCAAUGUUCUACAAUUAGAAAAAAGAAAGAAAGAAAGAUAUAUUUGAAGAAAGAAAGAAAUAUUAUAAGAAA